Suillus discolor is the source of this 1242-nucleotide messenger RNA. RefSeq names its product Aldo/keto reductase family-domain-containing protein. The transcript is spliced from 4 exons. Gene Ontology annotation, cellular component: cytosol. Gene Ontology annotation, biological process: dehydro-D-arabinono-1,4-lactone biosynthetic process. Lineage: Eukaryota; Fungi; Basidiomycota; Agaricomycetes; Boletales; Suillaceae. The record is from RefSeq and is a predicted model, not a curated record. The coding region runs from base 1 to 1242 and encodes 413 amino acids. Gene Ontology annotation, molecular function: D-arabinose 1-dehydrogenase [NAD(P)+] activity.
AUGGUGGUCCACUUCGACGAUCCUGAUCCUCUUUAUCCUCUUCCUCCUCUUAAUGAGAUACCGGAUGAUGAUGCUGACAAGCCAAAUGACACGUACAAGCUGGUAACUCACAUGCUCGACAUUUCGGCCCUUGUGCUGACUCUCGAUUAUCAGACUACGACGUCGAAUGGCUUCCCUGCUGUCAUCUUUGGUACUGCUACGUUUUCCCGCAUCUAUAACGACGCCCAUCAUAUCUCCGGAGUAACACCAUUACGGGCUGCCAGACUGGCUCUACGCUAUGGUAUGAAUGUGUUCGAUACUGCGCCAUUUUAUGGGGAUUCCGAGAUCAUCCUCGGGAACGCUCUUCGUGCUUUGAGGCGUGAAUUCCCUCGUGAUUCGUACACGUUGGUCACUAAAGUCGGCCGCUAUCCUACUGAAUUCGAUUAUGCCCCUGAAGCUAUCGAAAGCAGUAUCGCGCGCAGUCUUCGGCGCUUGCAUACCAGCUACUUUGACAUCGUAUACUUGCAUGAUGUCGAAUUCAUUGCGGACGAAAAGCUCGCGAGAAGAGGAGGAAACCAUGUUGAUGCUCUGGGGGAAGAGAGGGAACAAUACGGGUUGGAUGAAAGUCAGGAGGGCGAGGCUUAUACGGAAAAGGAUCACAAAGUUUUGUCCGCUGUGAAGAAGCUUUUUGAGCUGCGAGAUGAAAGGGGUGUUAUCAAGCGAGUCGGGAUCAGCGGCUUCCCACUUCCAACCCUCCUGCGUAUCGCAAUUCUCAUCCAGAAGCGCCUCGGGAAGCCGGUGGACCUCGUGAUGUCCUACUGCCACCUCACCUUGCAGAAUAGCACGCUCGAGCAAUUCAAAUCCGCAUUUGGGGCACGCGCAGGAGUGAAGCAAGUUAUCGCCGCCUCGCCGAUAGCCAUGGCUCUCUUGCGGCCUUCGCGCUCUCUGGAUUGGCACCCGGCGCCACUCGAGGUUAGAGAGGCUGCGCAGAGGGCUGCGCAGCUCAGUCAGGAGUGGGAUGCGCCUGAGACUGGUCUUCCCGACUUGGCGCUGCAGUAUACGUUUGCACGAGCGAGGGAGAUCGGGGUGCCCGUUGCAGUAGGGCUUAGCACGCUUGAGGAGGUCCACGCGAGUGUAAAGGCUUGGCAUGAAGUGGAUGCUGAGGGGUUCACGACGAAGGAAGAGUGGGUUGCCCGUGUUAAGACCGUACAGGACCUGUUCAGGGAUGUGCAAAUGCUGGACUACUCUUGGGCGACACCUUGA